Molecule: messenger RNA, 1643 nt
Organism: Xenopus laevis (African clawed frog)
Lineage: Eukaryota; Metazoa; Chordata; Amphibia; Anura; Pipidae
Gene: apoa4.S
Product: apolipoprotein A4 S homeolog
Biological process (GO): cholesterol metabolic process; acylglycerol homeostasis; lipoprotein metabolic process
Cellular component (GO): very-low-density lipoprotein particle; chylomicron; low-density lipoprotein particle
Molecular function (GO): phospholipid binding; lipid binding; cholesterol transfer activity
Source: RefSeq, marked predicted
CUGACCUACCCCGGGUUUCAAUAUGUUGUUGAAGGUGGCAGCUCUCGCUUUGGUUUUAUGUGUCAUCACAGGCUCCCAAGCCGAUGUCAGAACAGACAAAGUGGUCGGUGCUUUUUGGGACUAUGUCUCCCAGCUGCACAGCAGCACCAAAGAUACAGUGGAGCAGAUCCAGCAGUCGGAUAUCAGCAAACAACUCAAUGUUCUCAUACAGGACAAUAUGAAAAGUGUGAACCUGUACGCUGGAGAAUUACAAAGCCAACUCAUUCCUUUUGCAAAGCAGAUCCAUGACCAGAUGACACAAGAUUCAGAGAAACUUCGGGAGCAGAUACAACAGGAGCUGGAGAAACUCAGAGUGAAGAUUUCUCCUUACGCAGAUGAAGUACAUAAACAAGUGAGCAAGAAUUUGGAGGAGCUGCAGCUCAAAUUGACUCCUUAUGCUGAGGAACUGAAAAGCCAACUAGAGAAGAACACUAACACAAUAAGUCAGCAACUUAGGUCAGUUGUAGAAGAAAUGGAUGCUAAGAUUAGGGAGAAUGCAGGAAAUUUGCAAGAGUCUUUGGCUCCAUAUUCAGUAAAACUCCAGAACCAAAUAGAUGAGAGUGUAGACCAACUUAGAAAGCAACUUAACCCUUACACUGAUGAAGUGAGAGACAAAAUUGGCCAUCAAGUACAAAAGCUACGUGAGAGUCUGAGCCCUUAUGCAGAGGAGAUGCAGGAGAGUUUGGCCAAGCAGAUAGAGAGCAUGGAAUUCCAAAUGAGAAAGAGUGUUGAGCAAGUGGACACCCAGAUAAAAGAGUUCACAGAGCAGUUAAAAAAUCAAUUAAGCCCUUAUGCAGAUGAGUUGAAAGUGAAACUCCAAGAAAAUGCUAUGGAUGCCAAGCAAACACUUGAGCCAUAUCUCACUGAGAUAAGCCAGCAGAUGGACCAGAAGAUUGCAGAGUUUAAAGUUAGUAUUACCCCCUAUGGAGAGGCACUCAACAAAGGUCUAGUCCAGAGGGUAGAAGACAUGAAGCAGAAAUUUGGGAAAUACACAGUGACUGUGCAAGAUCAAAUGGAAUACCUAGAAAAAGAUAUCAGAGAAAAGUUUAGCGACUUCAUUAAUAAAGGUAUUACUACUGAAAACUGAAAACACUUUAUAGGCCCAAAUUAUCAUCAGACAAUGGUGUUCAUUACAACUUGCACUACCUGCAUGCCAUGUCAAACUUGAAAAAGAACUGUGGGUCCUGCUAGAAACACCCAGAACUUCCAGCAUACUGAAAAGAAAGUUAGAAAUAAAUGAAAAAGCGAAGAAAAUGCAUAUUGUAAUAAGCAUUGUAAUAACAAAGAUUACUCUCUGUUAACUAAUGUGCCUGAUGAAGUGAUGGGACCAUGAGUUUCAGCAUAGCUUUAUGUUUCUCAUGCAUUAACAGUAAAAAUUAGACAAUUUACAACCCAAAAAGAUGCCAUUUUAAGUCUGAUGUACUUGUAUCUUUAUCAUUAUGCCUGGUAUGAAGCUCCUCAACAACAACAUAUCAUCAUCAUCAUCAUUUAUUUAUAUAGCGCUGUCAACAUAUGACCCUGUAAUGUCUACCUUUCUUUCCAGAGUUGAUAUGCAUGCAAUUCAUGAAUGCUUCUCAAUAAAAAUGCAACCAAGCAAUGCAAAA